Messenger RNA from Syngnathus typhle (broad-nosed pipefish), 2592 nucleotides. It is a transcript of the gene hmox2b, whose product is annotated as heme oxygenase 2b. The coding region runs from base 251 to 1183 and encodes 310 amino acids. NCBI's taxonomy places the organism in Eukaryota, Metazoa, Chordata, Actinopteri, Syngnathiformes, Syngnathidae. Gene Ontology annotation, molecular function: heme binding; heme oxygenase (decyclizing) activity. The transcript is spliced from 7 exons. Gene Ontology annotation, biological process: heme catabolic process; response to oxidative stress; heme oxidation. The record is from RefSeq and is a predicted model, not a curated record.
GUCAAAAAAGGCACUGCUGGGAUUCGAACCCAGGAUCUCCUGUUUACUAGACAGGCGCUUUAACCAACUAAGCCACAGCGCCAGGUGCCCGCUCAGGCCACAGCUAUCAAAUUGAAUCGACAGCAACUAGAGGCUGCUAUCUUGUGGAAUCACCACCACCAUAAUCUCAGGGAAAUCAACACCACAGUAGGGCCACCUCUUUUUCCUGAUCUGAACAUCUGGCUCCUUGGGGCGGCAACCAUCAGACAAGAUGGCCGCAACGCCAGAGACCGUGUCCAACGGAGAAGGGCCCAUGCACGAGGAGAAAGACGACACCCUCAGGCCCGAUGAUUUAUCAGAGAUGCUGGCUGCUGGUACCAAAGAAGUCCAUGAAAAGGCAGAGAACACACAAUUUGUGAAGGACUUCCUGAGGGGUAGAAUCCGCAAAGAGCUCUUCAAGCUGGGCGCCGUAGCUCUCUACUACACCUACACAGCCAUGGAGGAGGAAAUCGAGAUCAACAAAGAGCACCCCCAUUUCGCCCCGCUGUAUUUCCCGGUCGAGCUGCACCGCCACGAGGCUCUGGCCCGCGACCUGGAAUACUUUUACGGCCCCCAAUGGAAGAGCGAGAUCAGCUGCUCCCCGGCCACACAACGCUACGUGGAGCGCAUCCACCGAGUGGGCCAGGAGGACCCGGCGCUCCUGGUGGCCCAUGCCUACACCCGCUACAUGGGCGACCUGUCCGGGGGCCAGGUGCUGAAGAAGGUGGCGCAGAGAGCCUUGAAGCUCCCUCCCACGGGAGAGGGCCUGGAGUUCUACCAGUUCGACGCCAUCGACAACGCCAAGGCCUUCAAGCAGCUUUACCGUAGCCGCAUGAACGAGCUGGAACUGGACGUGGAGACCAAGGAGAGCCUGGUGGACGAGGCUGUCAAGGCCUUCCAGUUCAACAUGGAGGUUUUUGACGAGCUGGAGGAAAUCGGGAAAACCUUCCAAGAAGAAGUCUCCGAAGCAGGAAUGCCCGUUCAUGGAGAUACGGGAGGUGACAUCAGCAAAUGUCCCUACUAUGCUGCCAAAAUAGUAGCAACAGGUGGGACGGCGUACGCGUGUCAACUGGCCAUGGCCAUCCUGCGGCACCCCACAGGGCAAGUCCUCAUCGCCGCGUGGUUCGCUGCUUUAGCCGGCGUGGCUGCCUGGUAUCUGAUGUGAGGAGGGAAAACACCGAAGGGCGGGAUGCUGGAAGAAGGCCUCAGGCUCAAAGACCAAGUCAAGUGUAUUGAAAGCAGCCUCGUGCAGCCGUCGGAAAUCUGCCUGGAUGUGAUAUUCCAAUGUGUUAACCUGAUUAACCCCUCACCCUGUCUAUUAUUUUUUCUACCUCCUUUGCACCAUCCGUCCGUCCUGUGAUGUCAUCACAUCAGGUUUUCUCACUUUCCCCUAACUUGACAGAUGAUCGAAGCACAGGUCUUGAUGAUGUUUAAUGAUAAUUACUUGGUUAAAACAUACUAUGCACAUGUUGCGGAUGAGCGUUCUUAAUGAGUGUUUUUGGCUCGAUUUGACUCAGGAAAGAAGACGGUUUUACCAAUAGAGCGGUUUAUUCCUUACACAUAAUACUAUUUGAUAUUGCAGUGUGCUAAACAGUUGAUGUACUGCUAAAAUAAAAAAUGAUUACAUUUGAUCAUUCCUACACGGGCCUUUCAUGUUAACUAUUUCCUCACGUAUCCAUUUAUGCAAGUGCAGAGAUAAAUAGAUGGGAUAAAUAUUUUUUUCUUAUCACAUAUAUUAAAAAAUAUCCCAAGUAAGAUCUGGUUAGUAGAAUAUUGUACAAUUUAUUAGAAGAAUCUAUAGAUGUGCUUUACAGAUGUCAUCUCAGCUAUGCGCAAGAUCGCAAUCCGUUUUAUUUAUUGGAUUGGACAAUAAUGAAUGGGAUAUAAAAGAGCAACGGAGGAAUUGUGGUAUGAUGCUUUGACAAGUGAAUGAUUAGUGCUAAGUAUUUGGGAAUUAUGCACCAAGGCUUGAUGCAUUAAUUAAAAAAAUGCCUUUUUUUUUUUUUUUUAAACAUUGCACAGUUUGACCCCAACAUGAAUGACAGAUCAGUUUAAUAUGCCAAAGGAAUCCAUAUUAAUAACACAUACUAUUUAGCUUAUAGUAUGAUGGUGUGGACAAAGGAGAUUGUUACUGUUUUUUUUUUUUUUUUUUUUAAUGGAGUAAAAAUAGGGCCCAUUACAUGAAGGCCUAUUUGAGUAUUUGAUGGCAAGUUAGUUAUCAAUUUAUAAAAUAGUUUGUCUGUUGCAUUCGUAUUCUUUAAUUCAUACUGUGGACAUGUAGUGAAAUUGCACACUUGAGUGAUUUUAAUUUGAAUGCUGACAUGUUUAUUUUUAACUUCUGUAUUUUCCCUCACGACAUGGUGAUAUUAUUUUAAAGGACACUUCAACUCUACUUUCAAGGCGAUACUGAGAUCGUAUUGUAUUUUGGAGACUCUUGAGACAGUCAAAAGAGGGCAAAGCACAUGUCCGGCAUGAUAAGUCUAAUGGAAAACAAUGCAUGCACUUGUAUUGCUGCUCUCAUUAUCUGGACAAAACUCUGCUGUCUGAAAUCAAAUAAAACCCAUGUGACUGAUA